Molecule: messenger RNA, 786 nt
Organism: Paramecium octaurelia
Lineage: Eukaryota; Ciliophora; Oligohymenophorea; Peniculida; Parameciidae
Source: the annotation of a GenBank genome assembly
GCUAAGAUUCAUGACUUUCUAUAGGUUUUCGAAUGUUUCAACAGCAAGAGGGGCUCUCUUAAAAACAGUGUCCAAAGAGUAUAAAUACGAAUUCCAUCAAUACGAAUAAGAACCUACAUUGAUGAAACAGAUCAAACAUCUAGGAUUUCAAUUGAUAGAUGAUCCUAAAACUAAUAAAGUUAUUCUAAAGAAAGAAUUUCCAGCUGCAAAGAUAUCUAUUGAAUUCAGAGGUACACCUCCUCCUCUGGAAGGCAAAAUGUAAUAAUUUUUAAAAACACUUUGUCAUUAGAAAAAUACCAAAGGAAGAUUAAUCCCUCUCUUAGCAUCCCAAAUACCAAGACUAAAUCUAAGCUAAAACUUAAGAGAAGAAGGAAAUCUAUGAUUUAGGAACUCUCUCUGUGGAUUAUACGGUCCUAAUAGAAUCUGAAAAAGGAGAAGCUGUAGCUUUUGAAUGCAAUACAAGUAUAACUUGAAAGGAAUGAACUACAGGUAACCAGACUACUUUCAUAAAUUACGUACAACCAGUCUAUGAUAUCCAAGAGUACAGAACACAAUCUAAAUAUCGUAAAUUCAUAACCGACUAUUCAGGACCAGAAAUUAAUAAAUUAGAUGAAGUUAAAAUAAUCAUAAAUUUUAUAGCAAUUAAAGCAAUCUUUCUAUACUUACCUAGAAAGCUUUGGUAUUAAUUAAUCAUUUAAUGCAUUAAUUGAGGCUUACUCCUUAGACAAAGAGUAAAGAUCAUACAUGUAAUUCUUGAAAUCCAUGGAAAAAUUUUUAGCAAUUUGA